This is a messenger RNA of Eurytemora carolleeae, 1455 nucleotides long. RefSeq names its product coiled-coil domain-containing protein 65. The transcript has 15 exons. Lineage: Eukaryota; Metazoa; Arthropoda; Copepoda; Calanoida; Temoridae. Gene Ontology annotation, cellular component: axonemal dynein complex; axoneme. Bases 1 to 1455 code for a protein of 484 amino acids. Gene Ontology annotation, biological process: cilium-dependent cell motility; axonemal dynein complex assembly; regulation of cilium movement. The record is from RefSeq and is a predicted model, not a curated record.
AUGGCGCCCAAGAAGAAGAAAGGAGAUGGUGAGGGUGGAGGAGGUAAAGCUAAGUCAAGUAAGUUGACCAGGAUGAAUGAGAUGGACAGGGUCAAGUACCUGGAGAGAAGGAUGGCGGAGGAGGAGGAGGGAAGGAAGAGGAAGGAGGAGAUGGUGGCUGGAUAUCUAGGUUUGAAGCUAAAACAUGAAGAGAGAAGCGUAACAGUUAACAAAGCCAAGAUCACAGAACAAUGGAGGAGCAUUCUUAGAAGAGCAAAAACAGUUGAUCUUAGGAGGGAUGUAGGAACUCUCAAGGAUGCAUUCCAAAGAGCUCUCGAAAAGAAGACGACAUUUAUCGACGGUCUGCUUUUAGAAAUAGAACAGUCUGAGGAGCAGUACUCGAUGGUUUUCAGAGCUGAGAUGGAAAGUGUUGAGCACAUGGUGAAUAUCCAGGAACAGAGGUUGACCGGUCUCUUGGCUGCAUUUAAUCAGCAGAAGGAAAACCUACUACAAACCAGUCGCAGGGAUAAAGAUGAGAUGAAGUUGACUCAGCAGAGUGAUGAAGCGUAUCUGAAUGAUAUUCAGAUUGCUCUCGAGCAAAAACAUAGUGAGCUAGAGACAAUUCUUAGGUCUGAGUUUCAAAGCAGAAAAGAUGAAGUAAGGAAUAGAAACUUGGAGGAACUUACAACCCUUAAGAAUAGCAUGGAGGAAACCAUGGACAGUCUUUGGUCUCAACUUCGCCAUCAGAUAAAAAACUACAGGGAUUCCACAGCUGACAAGCGACGAACCUACACAGAUCUGCUACAGAAAGAUAAGAAGGGAGUAAUGGAACUCCAGAAUAAUAAUAUCAAAAUACAAAAAUUACAGAAUGAGAUAUCUCAAUUAAGAAGAAGUGUUAAUGAUGAAGGAACAGAUCCACUGGAUGAAACUUCACAACUUAGAAAAGAGAAGGAAACCUGCACCACUCAACUUCAUCAGCUGAGGCAUAGUGUUUCUGUACUAUCCAGGAAUAAAGAGCAUCAGAAACUUAGAAGACUUGCUGUUGAAAGCGAUGAAAUUUUGUCAGAACUGAAGAUGUUGAAAACUGAACAGGAGCAUCUGAUGAAACUACAUAAGAUGACCCAAAGGCUGGCCACCCAACAGGAUAUAGCCCUCACAUUGACCAAUCCACUGGAGAAAUAUCUUACCCAGGAUGAAAAGACUGAGUUGGCUGAUAUAGAAGAGAAGAUCUGGGAUCCAACCCUGGAGAUUCCGGUCAAACUCAGGAACCUGGAACCUAUCUGGAGAAAACUAAACAAGGCUGAACUAGAUUAUACUGCAAUACAACGGGAGAAUAGAAGUCUUGAACUAGAAAACAAGAAUCUUAAAUCUUAUCUCAGAAACUAUAUAGAUCUCGCAUCCAUUCAGGUCCAAUUAUGUUCUUCACAUUUGUCAGUACUUCUUCAAAAGUUUGGAAUUGUUUUUCCCUUUCUUUGA